Messenger RNA from Glycine soja, 1006 nucleotides. RefSeq lists its product as uncharacterized. The record is from RefSeq and is a predicted model, not a curated record. The transcript has 2 exons. Bases 90 to 680 code for a protein of 196 amino acids. Lineage: Eukaryota; Viridiplantae; Streptophyta; Magnoliopsida; Fabales; Fabaceae.
UUGUGGAUAGGACGCAAUCAAAAGAGCAAACGUUGUUUGUUGGUGUGUUAUCAUAAAAUUAUAUUUUUUAGGCGCAUUCUCAUUCACCAAUGGCGUUCACCGUCGCCAGUGGCAGUGGCGUGGCUAUAAUCCCCUGCGGCAACACCGGCACCGCCGCACUCUUCCCUCACCGAACGAGAAGAAACCUCCACGUGGCGCGCGCGAAGAAGCCCCUCAACGGCGACGACGUUUCCGUUUACGCUGAGCUCCUCAAAGCCGAAGUUUCCGUUUUGGAAAAUAAUAAGCCUCUCGACGACAACGAUGCCGCUUUGAAGUUCCUAGAGAAGAUAGACCGUCAGUUUCAACAGCCCGAUUUAUGGGAAGGACCCCAGUGGGACUGGCUCGGCAUCUUCAUCAAGUUUUCCCCCAUCAUUGGCAUCGCUGUUGCGGCAAGUCUUGCUAUCUACGGUUGCUUUACAUUUCAUGAACCACCAAAAAAUGUGAGGGAGGCUGCUGAAAGGCUGUAUUCUGUGCAGUCUGGUGUGGAGUCCAAUGCAGAGUCCGAUGAUGUGGAGUCCAGUGCAGAGACUGAUGUGGAGUCUAGUGCAGAGUCCAGUAGUGAAGUUUUCAAAGAGCCUGAUGCAUAUGACUCAGAUGUGUUUGAUUCCAAUCCAACAGAGGUAGCACCUAGUUUGGAGUAGACUCUCCGUAGAUACUGCAAAUAUACCUUAUUUUUAGCAUUUGAACCAGGUGAAAGGAUUCAAACUUUUUCUCCACUAAAUUUGUAAGGCAAUGCUUCUGCUUACAUGUACACCCUCUUAAAGUGUAUCAAUUCUGAGACAGAUCAAGUGGAUUAGUUGUACGUGUAAAUGUAUGGUUAUUUGUUGCAUUGCAUCUGAUUGCUCUGAUCGUUGUAGACAAUCUUUUAUCUAUGUUAUAGAUCAGAACUACUGUAAUGGAAUCUUUUACAAACAUAUAUAGUUCAGGUAGAGUUUGAGUUCAAAUUGAUACUGGUUUUUGUGGACCA